Aspergillus heteromorphus CBS 117.55 is the source of this 6715-nucleotide messenger RNA. Its product is annotated as putative pectin methylesterase. The record is from RefSeq and is a predicted model, not a curated record. The coding region runs from base 1 to 6684 and encodes 2227 amino acids. The transcript has 3 exons. Gene Ontology annotation, biological process: cell wall modification. Gene Ontology annotation, molecular function: pectinesterase activity. NCBI's taxonomy places the organism in Eukaryota, Fungi, Ascomycota, Eurotiomycetes, Eurotiales, Aspergillaceae.
AUGCAUCUCCGGUCAGUGACAGACCUGCGCGGCCAUUGCUGUAUCCUCUUCGGCUGUGGUCACCACCUCUCCCACGACGACAUUGGCCCCUGCGUCCACAACAACAGCGGCAGCGGCCACUUCCACGUCCACGUCGACUUCCACGACCGCUUCCGUGUCAUCGGCCAAUUCACCGCCAUCAACGAUGCCAUAUACUAUGCGCAGUCGGCGGGCAUCCCCACCGUAACGGUCAAGGCCGGCACCUACACCCAAGCCGUGACCGUGUCGGCCACAGCCACCGUCACCGUCGUCGGCGACUACGGCGCUGCCACCAUCCGUGGCUCCAAAAAUGCCUUCUACGGCUGCCAGUUUGUAUCCGCGGGCAGCCUGGGCAUCACUGCCAACCUGGGGCUCGCGGUGAUUGCGGACAGUUACAUCGAAGCUCUGGACAAGGUCAUCUAUGGCUAUCCCGACAUCUACCUGUACAACACCACCAUCAUCCCCGUCGACUCGAGCGCGUUGCUGGUGUACAACAAAGGUGCCACCUACAACUCCGUCCUGUACAACUCCACCGUGGUUUUCGACUCCUGCUCCGUUGCGCAGAAGUCGGGCGCCACCAACAAGAACGUCUACCUGGCAGCCGCCAACAAUGGCUACGGGUCCGUGGUGGUCUAUCGUAAUACCGCUCUCGGUGGCCUCAUUGCGGCGUCGGGCGUCUACAUGGACUCGUGGACAUCGAACACUUUGAACUUCUAUGGAGAAUACGGCACCACAGGGGCCGGAUCGUACGCCAGCAACGAAGCCACGCGCUCCAAGUAUGUCUCUCUGCUGACAGCUCCGGAUCUGGCCCGGUUCUCCAUCGCCGAAGUCUUUGCCACUGUCUAUCCCCAGUUUGCCACCAGCAGCACGGACUGGGUGGAUGCCGAUGUCCUGGCAGCCAUCAAGAGCGCCGAUGUCAUUCAGCAGACGACAUCCAGUGCCAGUGUCGUAUCUACUACCAGCACCAGCGCGAGCUCUACUUCCAGCUCUAGCCACAUGUCGACUUUGGCGACUGGGACAGCCUCCACGGCCGUCGUCUCGACCGCCGGCGCUUCAAAGUCUGUCACAACGUCUACCGCGUUGAUCAAGACGGCGACUACGUCCAAGGUCACUGUCGCUUCACCCGCGAUCACUACCGGCUCAUCCACGGUUGCGGUUACGACAUCGUCUUCGACUGGAUGCUCUUUACCCUCCUCGAUGCCCACCAGUGCUUUGGUGGUUGGUCCCUCUGGUAGUUGUGCCAAAUAUACCAGCAUCGCCUCGGCCGUCGCGGCUCUGCCAUCCGACAGCACGACCCAAUACAUCUACAUCCUGUCCGGUACCUAUGACGAGGCCAUUACGAUCAGCCGAGAGGGAGACACCAUAUUUCGCGGAGAAACCACGAAUGAGCUGGACCAGACGAGCAACACUGUGACUAUCAUCCACAGCGCCGCGGUGCUGUCCAGCAACGGUGGCUCAUCCUCGACCGCCGCCUUCCAAGCGACGCAAUACUAUGCCAAGGGACUGUCGUUUUACAACAUCAACUUCGAGAACGACUACACACCCGCCACGAACUACAUUGCAGUGGCCAUUGCCGCCAAGGCCCAGGUCCUGGGAUUCUAUGGCUGCGGCAUCAAGUCGUCCCAGGGCAGUCUCCUUGUCAACUACGGCGCCUUCUACUUCUCUGACUGCCGCAUCGAGGGAACAACCGACUUCAUCUGGGGCUACGGCGGCAUUUACGUCUAUAACUCCCGCAUCAUCUCUGAUGGAACCACGACAGGCCAGACGAUUGCCGCUCAGUCCUAUCAGAGCGAGUACGGCCCGUCACAGUUCGUCUUUGACACCUGUGCCUUUGUUCCCAGCGACAGCUCGGUCCCGGAGAGCAGCACCUACCUGGGACGAGACUACUCCACCUCCGCCAGAGUCGCGGUCCUGAACUCCUAUCUGGAUGCGCACAUCGCGCCUGUGGGUUGGCUGGUGUCGGCAUCCUCUACCAACGUGACGUUUGCCGAGUACAACAACACCGGUCCUGGCUCGUCGACGACCUCCCGAAGCAGUCAUGUUGACUUGUUGACGACUGACAGCGCAUACUCUGUCGCCGAUGUCCUGGGCAGUACCAGCUGGGUUGACACGUCUGCUAUUGCACCAUUCUCCGGCUUCCCUGACUCCGUAUAUGGUAGCUCGGCUUCCUCCUCGACUUCCACUACUGGUUCGUCCGCUGCUGUUGCUUCUUCUUCUGCCAACAUGAAGGUGACAGCGACCUCUUCAACCGCUGUCUCAGCCACCAGUGCUGCGGCGACUAGCACCAGUACGUUUGUUGUCUCCCAGAAUGCCACUGCCGGACAAUAUCGUAAUGUCACCGCGGCCAUUGCCGCCUUGCCCAGUGAUGGCAAAGACUACACGAUCUACAUCUUGGCCGGUACCUACACGGAACAGAUUUCGAUCACCAGAUCCGGAAAGGUCACUCUUCGCGGCGAGACAUCCUUCGAGAAUGAUUACACCCAGAACCUCGUGACCAUCGAGUAUGCUGAUGGAGAGUUGACGAGCGCUGGAAAGGACGAGAGCACCCCGGUUCUCUAUGUGAAGAAGACGGAUGGCACUGGCCUCGCCCUGUAUAACAUCAACUUCCACAACACCUUUGCCAAGACCAGCAACACCGCGGCAUUGGCGGCCGACUUCUAUGGCACUGAGAUGGCGGCCUACGGCUGCUCGUUUAUUGGAUAUCAGGAUACCCUUUUGGCCAACAAGGGAACUCAGGUCUUCUCGAACUGCUACAUCGAGGGAUCGAUCGAUUACAUCUGGGGAUACUCGACGGCCUUCUUCCAUCAGUGCUACAUCGCCACCAACAGCCCGGGAGCCUGUAUCUCAGCACAGAGUCGUUCAUCCUCGACUGCGUCCGGUGGCUACGUCUUCGACACUUGCUACGUCACGUACACUAGCAACUAUGGGUCUACAUACGGGGAAACCUAUCUGGGACGGCCCUACUCGGAGUACAGCAUCGCCGUUUACAUGAACUCCUACCUGGAUAAGCACAUCAGCAGUGCCGGUUGGGAGGAGUGGUCCACCAGCGAGCCCAACACCGAGUAUGUCACGUUUGGCGAGUACAAUAACUCUGGCCCUGGAGCCUGGUCGUCCAGUCGUGUCUCCUUCGCCACCAACCUGACCGCCACGGAGGCCGCCUCCUACACCUUGUCGGAGUGGAUUGGCGAUACUUCCUGGCUGGACAUGACGGCGUACAACUACGUCCCCUCAUAUAGCUUGACCGGAUCGUCUACUGCCACCACGACUACCACGACCAGCACGUCGAAUUCGACUACCACGGCCACCUGGGCCCACCCGACCAGCGGCACGGUACCCCCCACAGGGGCCGUUCUCGUUUCAGUCGGAGGUUCGGUCAACGGUUCAUACAGUAACCUGACCGAUGCUCUGGCUUCGCUGCCGGAUGAUUCAUCCACUCAGAUUAUCUUCAUGUACGCCGGCUCGUACGACGAGCAGGUGCCCUCCAUCGACCGCGAUGGGCCUGUCAUGAUCAUUGGUUAUCAGACGGGCAGCCCCGGUGCAGGCUACGCAGACAAUCAGGUCACUGUGACCUUCUCGCGCGGGCUGUCUGUGAGCCCUCUGCCGACCGGUCAUUCCGACGCUGAAACCGCCACAUUCUCAACAGCCAGCAACCAGAUCGCUCUAUACAACAUUAACAUCAUCAACUCGGAUAACCUGGAUGGCUCUGAGUCGUCGUACGUGACGCUGGCGGGCUCAAUUUACGGCUCUGAGAUCGGCUUUUACGGCUGCAGCUUCACGGGCUGGCAAGACACCCUGCUGACGGGAAGCACGUCGGGUUAUCAGUACUACGAAUCGUCUUACAUCGAAGGUGCCAUUGACUUUAUUUGGGGAUACUCCAAGGCCUACUUCAAGGGCUGCACCAUCGGCGCCAAACGGCAAAAGUCGGCCAUCACUGCCCAGAGCCGUGCCUCGGCCAGUGCAGUGGGUGGCUAUAUCUUUGAUCAAUGCCUGUUUGAAGCCGCCGCGGAUGCGACGGUUGACCUGACUGAGUAUGUCUACCUGGGAAGACCCUACUCGGAGUACGCGCUGGUGGUGGUCAAGAAUUCCUACUUGACGGACAUCAUCAAUCCUUCGGGCUGGAAGGUCUGGAGCACGAGCGAUCCACGCACAGACUAUGUCACAUUUGCCGAGUAUAACAACUCUGGCGCUGGCAACUGGGAAAACAAUGCUGCGUCCCGUGAGGCCUUUGGGAGCUGUACUUUGUUGACUUCGGACACCUACACUUUGGAUCAAGUCAUGGCGUCAACUGCUUGGAUUGAUCUCACGUACUGGGACUCCAUUGUCACCCCGGAGCCCUCUUCGACGACGACCGCGUCCAAUACCACGACCGGAUCCAACUCGACCACCGUCUACGAUGGAAGCACUCCUCCCGCAGGAGCCUACAUCGUCUCUAAGACGGCAAUCGCCAACACCACCACCUAUGACACCAUUCAAAGCGCGCUGGAUGCCCUGCCGACCUCGAGCAAAGUGACGCCCACCGUCUUUAUCUACCCGGGCACGUACGAGGAGCAGCUCGUGGUUGACCGAUCCGGAACGACGAUCUUCAUGGGCUACUCCAACAACACCGCUGACUACGGCAGCAACCAGGUGACGAUUCAAUACAACGAUGGCGUCAGCACGCAGGCCAACGAGUCGAACUCGGAUAGUGCGACGGUCUACGCGACAGGUAACUAUUUCCAGGCGAUCAACAUCAACUUCGUCAACAACUAUGGCACGACCAAGGACUACGCCUCGCUCGGGUUUGCUGUCAAGUCUAGCAAGUACGCCUCGCUGUACGGCUGCCAGGUGACAGGUAAUCAGGAUGCACUCUUGAUCAACGGGUAUUUCUUCGCCAGCAGCAGCUACAUCGAGGGCAACGUUGACAUGAUCUGGGGCUCGGGAGCCGGAUACUUCCUCAACUCGACUAUCUCGCCGAAUGAAGACGACAUCAACCUGACUGCUGACAAGCGAUCCACCGACACCACUGCCGGAGGAUUUGUGUUUGACCAGUGCACUGUUACCCCCGCUGCAGGGGCCGGCAGCAUGUCUAAAAUCUCCCUGGGACGGCCAUGGAACGAAUAUGCCCGCGUGGCCUACAUCGAGUCCUACCUGGAUUCCUGUGUCGAGGCCGCCGGUUGGCAGGAGUGGUCUACGAGUAAUCCGCAGACGAGUGGCGUGCUGUUCGGCGAAUAUCAAAACUCCGGUCCUGGUUCAUCGACCACCGAUCGGGCUUCUUUGUCGACGGUAUUGGACGGCAGCACCGUGGCCCAGUUUGAGCUGAGCACCUUCUUUGCCUCGACCUCGUGGAUCAACUUCACCCACAUGGAGGGCACACCCUUCGUCCCAGACAGCUCGGUAACUACCACAGCCACGGCCACCAGCGCCCUCACAUCCGCUCUGGCGACUGCCACAGGUACUACGGUCACCGACAUCCUCACGGUCACUGAUAAGGAGACUGUCUACACGACCUAUACCCCAGCCGACCGAACCUCGACGGUUUUAGUCACCGUCACCCAGGAUGUUGGCACCACAGUGACACUGGCUGAGUCGCUCAAGACGACUGUGGAAAAAUCGACCGUGUCCACGACGACGACGAUUACCGAGCCGACAGUCACCACUGUGAAGACCUCAGUGGUUACUCUCGACGACAUUGUGACUAUCACGCCUGCGCCGGCUACGAAGGCCACCACGGUAAAGGAUACCACCACGGUGACUGCCACCACCACGAAGGCCGAUGUGACGACCACCGUGAAGAGCACCGUCACCGCCACCAGCACCGUGACUUCCACUCCCAAAGCCUCGACCAUCACCACCACGGUGGCCAGCACAACCACGAGCUUCAAAACAUCGACUCCUGGCACCGUCAAGGUCACCUCGUAUACGACUGUCACGACAGGCAGCGGGGGUACUACCACUGUUAGCACCAAGGCUACCACCACGACGGUCGAUGUGACUUCCACCAAGACCACCACCAAGACGGUCACCACAACCCUCAGCUGCAUUCCUGCUGCCAAAAAGAAGCGCGAUCUGAUCCGUCCGCGGGCUGCGACCGUGACCGAGUAUACCACGUUGACCACCGUGGUCGAGACCUUGAGGGUCGUCGCCUCGCCCACAGUCUAUGUCACCUCCACGGAGACUAAGACCGCGGGCAAGACGACGACCCUCAAGGCCUCGACGAGCACCAUUACGAGCGUCUCCGUCACCACAAAAGCGGCCACCGAGACCAUCCCUGCCGUCGCCGUCUAUGUCACCUCCACGGAGACUAAGAUCGUGGACAAGACCACCACCCUCAAGGCCAGCACCGUCACCGACACCAUCACCUCGAUGGUCACCAAGACGGCCACUGUGACUGCGGUGGGCGAGACCAGCACCGUGACCAGCCUCAAGACCGCGACGGUGAAGACCACCGUCUCGUUGCCGAAGAGCACGAUCACGGUGACGAAGAACACGGUGACUACGGUGAAGGAAACCAUUACCCUGGCGACCCCCACUAGCACCGUACUCCAGACUGAAACGGUCACCCUGAAGCCCUCGGUGACGAUCACGUCGCGAGCCACCAGCACCAAGACCUCGACCGUCGACCUGACCGCCACCGAGACUAGCACGGCGACCAAGACGUCCAAGAGCGCCAAGGCGUGCGCCACAUAAGCACGGUGGGAAAAGGGUGGAUCAAGGUGAU